This is a messenger RNA of Aquila chrysaetos chrysaetos, 1593 nucleotides long. RefSeq names its product nudix hydrolase 16 like 1 (gene NUDT16L1). NCBI's taxonomy places the organism in Eukaryota, Metazoa, Chordata, Aves, Accipitriformes, Accipitridae. Bases 41 to 1003 code for a protein of 320 amino acids. The record is from RefSeq and is a predicted model, not a curated record. Gene Ontology annotation, molecular function: snoRNA binding. The transcript is spliced from 3 exons. Gene Ontology annotation, cellular component: nucleus.
CGCUUGCGCGCAGCGGGCUCCCGGAGCGGGCGGCGAGGCGAUGGCGGCCAUGGGGGCGAUGGCGGCCAUGGGGACGCUGCCGGCGGGCGUGGGGGCCCUGCCGCCGCUGCCGACGCUGGGGGUGCCGGGCGUGCCCGAGCUGAAGCCGCUGACGCGGUACGAGGCGAUGCGCCUGGGCCCGGGCUGGAGCCACUCCUGCCACGCCAUGCUGUACGCGCCCAACCCGGGCAUGCUCUUCGGCCGCAUCCCGCUGCGCUACGCCGUGCUGAUGCAGAUGCGAUUUGACGGACUGCUGGGCUUUCCCGGGGGGUUCGUGGAUCGCCGUUACUGGUCCCUGGAGGACGGUCUGAAUCGGGUGCUGGGCUUGGGUUUGGGCUGUGUGCGCCUGACGGAAGCUGACUAUCUGUGCUCGCACCUGACAGAGGGGCCACAUCGCGUGGUGGCACACUUCUACGCCAGGCAGCUGACCCUGGAGGAGCUGCAUACCAUCGAGAUCAGCGCGGUGCAUUCCCGAGACCACGGGCUGGAGGUGAUGGGCAUGGUCCGCGUCCCCCUCUACACCCAGAAGGACCGCAUGGGCGGGCUGCCCAACUUCCUGGGCAACUCCUUCGUUGGAACCGCCAAAUUCCAGCUGCUCUUUGCCCUGAAGAUCUUGAACAUGGUGCCGGAGGAGAAGCUGGCCGAGGCUGUGGCUGCCACGCAGAAGCCGAAGAAGCCGGCCAUCGACCAGGCAUCAGGGGUGACAGGAAACCUGCCUGCCGCUAAGCCGGCGAAUGAGCUGGCGGUGCCCGCUAAAACAGGCAACGAAUUGGCAGAUAGGGCAGAGAACCAGGCAGCUGCGCAGGCAGCGGUCGAGGCAGCAGAGCAGCCGGUGGCUGGGCUGGAGAGCGGGGCCAUAGUGGAGCAGCUGGCGGCUGUGCCAGCGGCCGAGGCGGUGGAGCAGCCGGCGGGGCUGGGGGCAGACGCUGUGGCAGAGCAGCCGGUGGCUGAGCCGAUGGAGUGACGCCGCCAUGUUUGCACUUGAUUAAAAGUGGGUGAGACUAGAGACUUUCUUCUAACUUUCCGACCCGUCGCUGGCUGCAGUUGCUGCCCACGUGAUUCCACUGCCCAGCUGGGAGGGUUUGGGUUUGUCUGAAGCAGGGGAAAGCUAUGUAUUUUUAUGGCCAUUAAACUCUAGCGAGCUUCCCAGAUCAACCUGCACAGCGCCCUGCAGAGAGUUCAUGUGCUUACGUGAGGGUGCCGAAGCCUUAGAAUUAUGCUUUGAUUUCAGGGACGCACUGCUGCUGUCAGGUCCCCGUUUCAUUUUUAAGGAAGAAAACAUCUUAUUUUUUAAAUGCCCUGUGUUGACUUGGAUGCAGCUGUGUGGGCAGUGGACACAGCUGAGGGACGGGGCUGCUGGUCAAGCACCUCUGCCAGCGUCGGUGGAAUGGCUCCCCUCUGCCGGCGGCGGUGCGGCCGGGCUCCCGCUCAGGGUGCUGGUGUGGCAGGAUGGCGUGCACCGUGAAUUCCCUCUGGGGCGUGGGGGAGUGCUCAUGUGGGUUUCUACCUGGAGAUCUGUGGGAGCAGGAAAGCGGAAUAAAUGGCUUUGCUGAA